AAUUAUUUUAUUCAUGUGUAAUCUGGCGCGGUGGUGAACGUGUGCGCUCUGGUUGUAGGGGCUGUAAAGCUGACAUUUCGCCCUUUUUCGAAAUAUGUUUUUGAAAGAGGCGAUUUCUUAUGUGUUUAACUCAGUCAUAUGCUUUGGACUACAGUUAGUCUGAAGUGUACUGGUUAAUGACAAUGCUUAAAAGAUCCACCUCUCUGCUCUCGCCUGAUCCCCGCUCUCGCAGCGCGGUGGCUCAGCCUCAGCGACUCGGGGAGGCGCAGGCUAGCGCUUGCUCCUGUGGACGGAAACUAGACUAGACGGGCUUCCAAAUUUUACACAAGCUCUCAGAUGCGAAGUUCUCUUAAAAAUUAAAACAACUUGUAUACGAUGUUUUAAGAAGUGAAAUGCGCACACGAGUUGUGUAGCCCAUUAAACUUUGGGCCAGAAAUUAUCAAAGCAGAUGAAAAUGUACAUAUUGCAGAUGUUAUUUGUGCCAUACAUUUGCGCAUAGAAAUUAUUUAAAUGUAUUUGGAAGUGUUGUUGAGACUUUAUGAGGCAGUAAAACGUUGAACGGUUUAGAGAAAAGUGCGUGUGUUUGGUUGUUUGGUCAACAUGGAGUUUUGAGUGUAUGCGUCAUGUUACACAGGCAGCUCUUGUUCGAUAGCCUAACUAUAAGAGUCUUGGGUAAAAUUACUUGAUACGCCAUAGUUAACAAACUGUUCCGUUCGACUGUCUUGCUUUAGCUCCACAAGCGUAUUUUUUUUCACUUUGCUGGUAGCUUUCCACUGUUGCAGACGUGUGUGAAGGUUUGACAUUGCGCUCCCGAAAAGGAGUUGGAAACCUUGCUCGAACACAAGAUUAUUUAUAAAGCAAAUAAUCUUCGCCACGCAGUGUCACAUUCAUCGCAGCUCAUAAAUCUUAAAAAACUUUUUAGGGCUUUUAGAGGAACAAACUGUCACUUUCGUGCAACAGCUCGCGGGCGUUCCUGAAAUCGCCUAUUCAGGGUUCAGGCAUGUGCGUCAGGCAAACAACUUUUAAGUUUCAGUUGGCUACCCAGUUUGUUCUGGGCAUAUUCAGAACUUUCAAAACACUUUGUUCGGAUCAUAAUUUAGGGAUGAAUAGCAAGAGACAGCCCAAUGCAAAAAUCCAAUCUCAUAGUCUGUAGCAAGUUCUUAGGAAAAUGUUUCAAUAUCGGGUGACAAGUUUUAUAACGGUGCCUAUUUUGGUGUUUGGUGACAGCUCCGGCUAUUGCUUGGCCAUUGAAGGGAGGCGCUCGUAAAUAUCAUCUUCGUGUUGCGAAUGGUUCAGCAAGCUAUUCUUGGAGAUGGAAAGCGUAUACCUGUUCGGUUUGAAGUUUGAGAGAAAGUAGGAGGGCGGAAAAGAGACGUCUACCCUAACAAGUGCAAAAUGCAACCAUUUUUCUGAGCAUUGCUUUUAUGCCAAAGUUAAAUUAAACCAAAACGUUAUCAUGUCAUGUGUGUGACUGUAAACGCCAUGGUUCAUAUCGUUUGGCUUUUUGUUUUUAUUUUUCUAGCGGAAUAUUUUGGUUGGCUAAAGCGCUGCUGACAUCUUGUGGUAGUGAAUAUGGACCCAAUAAGUGUGAAAUGUUUUUUUCCAAACAGUGUCCAGGAGGUUGCUAUUAAAUGUCAUCGUCGGAGAGACGUAGCAAUAAUUUUGUUAAUCACAUUUGGCUACAGGUGCCUUGAUGAUGAUGUUUUGAUUGCGUCUGAGUAAUGCCCAUUAGGUACUAGUUUUACCCCACGUGUGUGCUGCUCUUCAUAGGGCGCUCUAUGCGCAUCUUCGGGAUAAAGUGCACGAAAUUGGGAUUGAGUUUAUUGCAAGCGCAUGUUAAACUUUGGCGCUGCCAUGUGAGACCAAUAUUACGCACGGCGUGAUUUGUAGUGCACCAUGCAAAGUGCGUGGAUCAACAGCGACGGGUGUUAAGUGGGAAAACUCAGUGUUCAGUGUUGAUGAAUUGUAAAUCAUAAACAAUUGGCAAAACAUGUUGUACAAAAAUGUUUGUGAGUAGACCUGUUUUGUUUUUGCCUCCGUUUGGCGAUCUUGAAUAUCUUCCCGAAAUCGGACAGUGGUCCGGUAAAUCAUAUUCAGGUGUUCGGAUUGUAGUUCAUAAUAGUAAAGACUUUGCUUUCCCAACAAUUCACAAUAGCCGAAUUUAUAGGCUACCAAUUCUGAUGCAUUGUGACCAUUUUUACAAUUCUGCCAAAAUUGAUAGACUUAUUGAUGGGUUUGGGACAAGUGCUUACAGUGUUUUCUUUAUCGCAGAAAAAAAGUUGUUGUUUUACGCAUUCGCUGCAAGGCGAGAGCAAAUUAUGUAUGCCUAUCAGAUGCCUCUGUGUUAACCAACUCUUGCGAAAUAAAUCAAGAUCAUUUCAUUGACCUAUGCGUAAAACCUGGGGGAUCUAACGGUUGACGUCCGGUGCCUGUAAUAAUUUCAUUGCAUGUUGUGUGGCUCCAUCUUAUGGCCGAUUGGAGUAGUUGAGGCGGUCAUCCAUCCUGAAGAUGAUCCGUUACGAUCUUGACAAAAUGGCUUGCGCAGCGGACAGCUGCAUCCAGUUCACUCGCCAUGCGAGUGACGUUCUGCUCAAUCUGAACCGGCUGCGCAGCAGGGACAUCCUGACUGAUGUCACCAUCCUUGUCAGCAGACAGCAGUUUCGAGCUCACAAGACCGUCCUCAUGGCAUGCAGUGGUCUCUUCUACACCAUCUUCACGGACUCGCUCAAAUGCAAUCUGAACGCCAUCAGCCUGGACCCGAAGGUGGACCCAGAGGGCUUCGCCAUCCUCCUGGAGUUUAUGUACACGUCACGGCUGACGCUGAAGGAGAGCCUCAUCAUGACCAUCAUGAACACCGCCAUCUACCUGCAGAUGGACCACGUCGUCGACACCUGCCACAGAUACAUCAAGUCCAGUGACUCCCCUCUUAAACUGCCCAGAGAGGACUUCCUGGUCAGUCCCCUGCUGUUACCUCAGGACGUCCAUGGCUACAGGCCGCACGACAUGACUGACAGCCUGGCCAGCCGAGUCACCCCCUUCAGGGACAGCCGGCCCUAUGGAUCCGGCAUGUUCAAUGCCGUCAACACUCCCAGUAGCUCCUACCACCUGUACAGCCAGUUCCCCAUGCAGGGGUUCCCCUUCCCCAUAUGCAAGCUCGCAGACGCCAAAAGCUCAUUCACGGACUUUCCCAAGCCGGGCGUGAUCCACCACAAGCACUGUCCCCCGCCGCCACCUCCUCCGCCAGAUAACCCGAGCGGUGGCGUGCUGAGUGGAGCAGAGUACUCCCGCACCACAACCGGAGGCAGUGUUUGCCACAGCGGCGCCUUUUCCGCUCGCGAGCUGGUGCGCGACGAGGAGAUGAAGAGGGAGAGCCUGGAGGGUGUGGUGCAGUCCAUAGGGGGGAGCUCCAGGAAGCACGGCUUCUCCAGCCUGGUGCCCGAGCAGCAGCCCUCACAGCAGCCACACACACAGCACAGUCACGGACAUGGACAUGGGCAUGUGCAUGGGCACGGGCACGGACACGGACACGGUCAACAGAAGGAGGCGGUAGGGAAGGAGCAGAGGGAUCAGCAGAGGCCCACCACGGACGAUGAGAUGGGCCACCAACACUACCCCAUCGGCAUGUCGGCCAGCGGGCGCAAGGCUCUGCUGAGCAGCCCCCAGAGCCCGCUCAAGUCCGACUGCCAGCCCAACUCGCCCACCGAGUCCAGCAGUAGCAAGAAUGCGGCCCUGUCCCAGAGCAGCCAGCCGGGCUCGGCCGCCCAGGGCUCCCCGGACCCCAAAGCGCGCAACUGGAAGAAGUACAAGUUCAUCGUGCUGAACCAGAGCACAAAGGAGGAGGAGGCCAGCCCCUCCCAUGACGUCGAUAUGCGCUCCCCCCAGCGCCUGGGUCUGCCGCCUUUCCUCCAGGCUGCCGACUCCGAGCAUCCCGACUCUCAGUCCGGUACGAAGAUCACGGAGCACGGGGAGGAUUUCCACGUGCCCCAGGCUAGCCGCCUCAACAACAUCAUUAACAGGACUCUGGAGGGGUCUCAGAGGAGUAGCGAUAGCCACUCAUCCCUCUACAUUAGCCACUUGAAGUGCACGUCGUGCGGCUCCCAGUCCCCGCGCCACUCAGAGGUCUGCCCCAACACUCCUGCCUCGCGCCUGGCUGAGGAGAUGGCUGAGAUGCACUCGGAGUACUCUGACUCCAGCUCUGUAGAAAACGGUACGUACUUUUGCAACGAGUGCGACUCCAAGUUCGCCGAGGAGGAGACGCUGAAACGACACAUGCUUCAGGUCCACAGCGACAAGCCAUACAAAUGCGACCGCUGCCAGGCAGCCUUCCGCUACAAAGGAAACCUCGCCAGCCACAAGACGGUACACACAGGAGAGAAGCCGUAUCGCUGCAACAUCUGCGGCGCUCAGUUCAACCGACCAGCCAACCUCAAGACACACACGCGCAUCCACUCAGGAGAAAAGCCAUACAAGUGUGAGACCUGUGGCGCGCGAUUUGUUCAGGUGGCACAUCUGCGUGCCCACGUCCUGAUCCACACAGGAGAAAAGCCAUACCCGUGUGAGAUCUGUGGAACGCGAUUCCGCCACCUGCAGACCCUCAAGAGCCACCUACGCAUCCAUACGGGAGAAAAGCCCUACCAUUGUGAGAAAUGCAACUUGCACUUUCGUCACAAGAGCCAGCUGCGCUUGCACCUGCGACAGAAACACGGGGCGAUCACCAACACCAAGGUUCAGUACCGCAUGUCCACGGACAUGCCCACAGACCUGACCAAGGCUUGCUGAGGGACGCUUCACUGCAGCCAGCUUGACCAUGGCAUUCGGGAAAAAAACAAAACAAAAGACCCUGACUUUGCACAAUCAUUGUAAAACUGUAGUGCCACACUGUGCUAAUGUGAUGAGAUGAAAGAAAAAAAAUAAUAAUUGUAAAAAUGUACGGGCAGUCUAUGCCACUCUAAACGGGUUUUAUCCACAUGUGAACAUAGAACCACAAAACGGUUUCUUGUAGUCACUUUAUUGUUUAUACGUGCAUAUAAAUAUGCAUUAAUAUUGGGAGUGUUUAUAAGCUUUGAGUUACAAAAAGCUUUAUUUUGUUGAAAAAGAGGACAGAAUGUAAAAACGUCAAAAUCCAGUUUUGGAGAAUAUAGUAUUUUAUAUCAAAGAGCUUACUUUUCUGAAAGUAUUUGGGGGAAUUUUGAUGGAAGGGCGGUAUAUUUUGGGAAUUAUUGUGGCUGUGUAAAAACAAUUGCAAAAAAGAACUUUUUUUUACAGCAAUGCCAUAGGGUUGUCUUGUACAUUGACCCCCCCCCCCAUUCAUUGUGGGGAUGGACAAAAAGGAAAUCCCAGUUGUGUCUAAAAUGUUUGAUAUCCAAAUUUGUUCCCUGUUAUAUAUUUACGAAUUGAUGGCUGCUCUUCUAAAAAGGACAAGUGCAUGAGACAGGCAAGCUCUGGUGCCGCUGGCUCGCAUAUAGUAUAUAAAUAUAUAAAUAUGAGUGACAAUGUGUAAUUCUGUCCUUGCAGAUUGUACCCUGACCAAGAAAUGACCAAGAAAAUAUUUUGCUUCAAAUGUAUUUGUAUAGAAUUGUGUAGGUUUGUUUUGUUCUUGGUUUCAUUUUUUUUUUUUGCAAGUGAAGGUUUACAGGUUUGUACUUGUACUAGAUGCUUAAACGACUUCAAAAUGAUGUGUAAUAUUGUCCAGUUCUGUUGUUUUUGUACAUACACUGUGUACUCCAGGUGCCUUUUUUCUGUGGUGACUGAAUUCUUUUACAUUCAGCCCAACUCUAUUAAGGUACUCUAAAAGGGCAGCACUUGCCCUGGUUUCGUUGUUUGUCCAUUUGUUUAUGUUAAUAUUUUUUUCCAGUGUGUAUAUUUUUAAACUGCUUUUCACCUACUUUGAAAAAAGACAUGCAAAUUUAUCAUUGCUUGAGUUGUAAAUCUUCAGGACUGGAUUUGGAAUUGGGUUUUUUUUAAACCUGCAUUAAGCUUAUUGUACAAUAUAAAUGUAUGAAUGUAAAAUAAAUGUA
Engraulis encrasicolus (European anchovy) is the source of this 6017-nucleotide messenger RNA. RefSeq names its product BCL6A transcription repressor a (gene bcl6aa). The record is from RefSeq and is a predicted model, not a curated record. NCBI's taxonomy places the organism in Eukaryota, Metazoa, Chordata, Actinopteri, Clupeiformes, Engraulidae. Gene Ontology annotation, molecular function: RNA polymerase II cis-regulatory region sequence-specific DNA binding; protein binding; DNA-binding transcription factor activity, RNA polymerase II-specific. Gene Ontology annotation, biological process: regulation of transcription by RNA polymerase II; positive regulation of gene expression. Gene Ontology annotation, cellular component: nucleus. The transcript is spliced from 9 exons. The coding region runs from base 2509 to 4779 and encodes 756 amino acids.